Nematocida parisii ERTm1 is the source of this 261-nucleotide messenger RNA. RefSeq lists its product as uncharacterized. The record is from RefSeq and is a predicted model, not a curated record. The transcript has a single exon. Bases 1 to 261 code for a protein of 86 amino acids. NCBI's taxonomy places the organism in Eukaryota, Fungi, Microsporidia.
AUGUUUUAUCACUCUUUAUCUUCUUCUGGAUCUCCUAAAAGAGCCUGUUUGAGUUUUUUAUUUCUUAUUCUUAAUAUAUCUGACGUACUCACAAGGAGUAACGCCACCGCCGCCCUGCUACGUAGCCAAGAGAGAGAAGAGGGUGAAAGGGGAGAGCUCUUUAUUGUCUUUAGGAAGCGGCCCAAGCCUGCGCGGACACGGAGUCUCGGGCGCAGUUGUGUUAAGCCUGGCGCUGCUGUUAAGCCGUCGAUGCUUCCCUGA